This is a messenger RNA of Macrosiphum euphorbiae (potato aphid), 393 nucleotides long. The record is from the annotation of a GenBank genome assembly. NCBI's taxonomy places the organism in Eukaryota, Metazoa, Arthropoda, Insecta, Hemiptera, Aphididae.
AUGGAAUCUGUGACCGAUGAAGAAAUCCCCAAAAUCAAUGUAUUAGAUGCUAUUCAUUAUGUUUCAAUCGCGUGGCAUGAGAUAAAACCAGAAGUUAUUAAAAACUGUUUCAACAAAGCCUAUUUUGGUAACGUCUCACAAGAAGACCCUUACGUUUUGGACUCAGACGAAUUUCGGGACUUUGAGGAGGUUUAUCCAGGCUACACAUCCAUUGACGACCAAUUGAUAACGAACGAGACCCUAGAGCUUGAAGAAAUUAUCAAUCAGGCUACAGUAAACGAUGAACCAGAUGAGCCAAAUGAUGAUGAGGAAUAUCCGUCAAUCGCUAGUACUGUACAAUCAAUAUCUACAUUGAGACAGGCACUUACUGCCUUUUUUAAUCCAAAAAAAUAA